Halichondria panicea is the source of this 5372-nucleotide messenger RNA. RefSeq lists its product as uncharacterized. Bases 76 to 5217 code for a protein of 1713 amino acids. Lineage: Eukaryota; Metazoa; Porifera; Demospongiae; Suberitida; Halichondriidae. The record is from RefSeq and is a predicted model, not a curated record. The transcript is spliced from 2 exons.
AAAAAAACAAUAUUUAAAGCGCUGGUUGACUAGUAGAAGCAUAGUAAAACAGAAAAGAGUGUCCAUUGAAUAAAUAUGCUGUCUAGAAGUAUUCUCAGCUGGUUAAUACUGCUACUGAUCCUAGCUACUGUUACCAGGAGUGAGCACUAUCACAUUGUGCCAGUGGAUUCAACUUACUUGUGUCAUGAAUAUCGAAAUGGAACUUGUUUCACUCUCGAGCAGCUUGUCCAAACAGACCUGUUAUCUGAUGGAGACAAUCUCACCUUGAGCUUUCUACCUGGAGAUCAUGUGUUAACCGAGCAGUUAUUGAUUCGUAACUUCUCACAUGUGCAAAUCACUGGCCAGAACAAAAAUACAGCUGUAGUUGGAUUCCAUAGCAAUGGUGCGAUACGUUUUGUUAGUAUUACCAAAUUGAACAUUGAAUGCUUGAGUUUCGUUGGAGUGAAUAUCGGAUCACCAAACUCACAUCAAGGAGUAAUCAUUGUUGGUUCCCACGAUGUUUAUAUCAAAAACUGCUACUUCAUGAAGUUUAAUCAGACAGAAACCCACAUAUUUAAGAUUGCUAAUACUCAAACUGCAACAAUUGAGAGCACUCUCUUUAUGAACAACACUGGUCAGGCACUGCACAUUGAGGCUGGUGAUGUGUACAUAACAAAAAACGAGUUUACUAGAAAUAGUAGAGGUGCAGUUUACAUUAAGUCAAACAACUCUCUUAUCAACAACACAGAGUUCAACUGUAACAGUGCUGGGAGUGGAGGAGCAGUAGAAGUGGUAUCUGGUACUGUAGUGAUCACUGGGUGUAACUUUACAAAUAACAAAGCUUCUCAGUAUGGUGGUGCCAUUGCUGUUGUCUCAAGCAGUGUGUCCAUCUUCAACAGUGAGCUGACAAACAACAGUGCCUAUAGCGAUGGCGGAGCGAUUAGUGUUUACUCAGGUAGUAUAUCUAUCUCUGGCAGUACGCUGACAAACAACAGAGCUACUAAUAAUGGCAGUGUGUCUAUCUCUAACAGCAAGCUGACAAAGAACAGAGCUAACAAUGGUGGAGCGAUUAGUGUUGGCUCAGAUAGUGUGUCCAUCUCCAACAGCGAGCUGACAAACAACAGUGCUAAUUAUGGUGGAGCGAUUGGUAUUGGCUCAGGCAGUGCUUCCAUCUCCAACAGUGAGCUGACAUUCAACAGUGCUACUAACUAUGGUGGAGCGAUUAUUGUUUACUCAGGCAGUGUGUCUAUCUUUAACUGUGAGCUGACAAACAACAGUGCUAAUUAUGGUGGAGCGAUUGGUGUUGGCUCAGGCAGUGCGUCCAUCUCCAACAGUGAGCUGACAAAAAACGGUGCUACUAACUCUGGUGCAACGAUUAUUGUUGACUCAGGCAGUGUGUCUAUCUUUAACUGUGAGCUGACAAACAACAGUGCUAACGAUAGUGGAGUGAUUUUUGUUUACUCAGGCAGUGCGUCCAUCUUCAACAGUGAGCUGACAAAAAACAGUGCUACUAACUAUGGUGGAGCGAUUAUUGUUUAUUUAGGCAGUGUGUCUAUCUCUAACUGUGAGCUGACAAACAACAGUGCUAACGAUGGUGGAGUGAUUUUUGUUUACUCAGGCAGUGCGUCCAUCUCCAAUAGUGAGCUGAAAAACAACAAAGUCGACCAUAAUGGUGGAGCGAUUUAUGCUGAGUCAGGCAAUGUGUCUAUCUCUGACUGUGCUCUGACAAACAACAGUGCUUAUUUUGGUGGAGGGAUUCGUGUUGACUCAGGCAGUGCGUCCAUCUCCAAUAGCGAGCUGACAAAAAACAGAGCUAACUAUGGUGGAGCGAUUGAUGUUGACUCAGGCAAUGUGUCCAUCUCUAACAGCACACUGACAUACAACAGUGCUGACAUUGUUGGAACGAUUCGUGUUAAAUCAGGCAGUGCGUCCAUCUCCAAUAGCGAGCUGACAAACAACAGAGGUACUACUACUGGUGGAGCGAUUAGUGUUGGCUCAGGCAGUGUGUCCAUCUCCAAUAGCGAGCUGACAAACAACAGAGCUAACUAUGGUGGAGCGAUUAGUGUUUACAGAGGCAGUGUGUCCAUCUCCGACAGUACUCUGACAAACAAUGUUGCUAAUGAAAGUGGAACAAUUGAUGUCUUCCCAUCUUCCACCUUUAUCAUCCACAAUACUGACAUUACUAAUAACAUAGGCAGUUUGAACAUUUCGAAGUCAUAUGUAACAUUCACUGGAAGGAAUAUUGUCAGCAACAAUGGCCCCAUUUAUGCUUUCAAUAGUCGAAUCAAGUUUAAUGGACCUACAACACUGAGUAACAAUCGCGGUAUACUUGGAGGAGCUAUCAGCGCUGACCAGAGUGAAAUAUACAUUAACACAGAAGGAGUACUCAUCACCAACAACACAGCUACCUCUGGAGGAGGGAUAUUUCUGAGAGAGAGUGCACUCUUUGUAAAUGUGCCAGUAGAGAUCUACCACAACACAGCACACAAAGAUGGUGGAGGGAUUUAUGCAUAUUUUAGCGAAGUUGAGUUCCAAUCAGUGCAGAUGGUAGAUGCAGAUGGUAAUCCACUUCCUCUAAAUACACAGAGUGAGAUUGCUCACAACAUUGCUGAGAAUGGUGGAGGUAUACAUGCAGUGUCUUCAACUAUUAACUUUGCUCAAUCACACGUCAACAUUGACUCAAACACAGCUAAUGCUAGUGGAGGUGGACUGUUUCUACAGCAAAGUUCGAAACUCUACCUAUUUAAAACUAAAGGUGACCGUAUUAGGUCUACAUUUAAUGUCAAGUUAAUGAUUAACAACAACUUGGCUCAGUACGGAGGAGGAAUAUUUGUGGCAGAUGACACACAGAGGAGCGCAUGUGGAGGAGGGGUCACAGAAGAUGAUGAUACUCACACCAUUUUUUCUGGCUGCUUCAUUCAAACAAUUAAACUGUAUGGGUGGGACAGAAAUCUAAACUAUUUCAACACAUUCAUGACUAACAACACGGCUACCCAGUCAGGAGCAGACAUCUACGGAGGUCUGUUGGACAGGUGUACAAUUAAUCAAAAUGCUGAAUAUGAGAUUUAUUCAAAUGGAUCUAUAUUGGACUACAUAAAUAACACCAUAAAAUCCUCCACCGAAUUAUCAAUCUCCUCUGGGCCUGUUCAGGUGAUGUUUUGUAACUAUUCACAAAAUGAUUAUGUUUCUCCAAGAAAGGGACACGCAUUUAAAAUCAGUGUUAUGGCUGUUGACCAAGUUGGAAAUCCAAUGAAUGCCACAAUUCACAGUUCUGUUAUCACUGAUAGUGGAUUUGAUCGUCUCAAAGAAGGACAGGCAAAACAAACAGUUGGUCAUCAAUGCACAGAAUUAGAGUACAAUGUAUUCUCACAAGACAGCUCUGCUCAAGUGGAACUCUAUGCCGAGGGUCCAUGCAUCAAUUUGGGAAUUUCAAAACAACUCAUCAAAAUUUCUUUUCUACCCUGCACAUGCCCUAUUGGACUCAAACCAAUUCAGUCCGAUACUGAGUGCAAGUGUGACUGUGAUCCAGACUUGCUACAAUAUCAGAUAACAAACUGUUCUGAGGAAAAUGAAACCAUAAAGCUAGAAAGUAAUAACAACAUAUGGAUAGAAGUCAUAAAUACUACCAACAAAACAGGUUAUGUUGUUAGUAACUGUGCAUUUGACUAUUGCGUAAAAAGGCCAGUCAACAUCAGUCUAAGCAACCGUGACGAACAAUGUGCCUACAAUCGAAGUGGUGUCUUGUGUGGAGAAUGUCAAUCAGGACUCAGUGUUAUGUUGGCUACGUCAAAAUGUAAAGAAUGCUCUAAUUUUUACCUUUUUUUGCUAAUUUCAUUUGCGCUGGCUGGCAUAUUGCUAGUUGCUUUCAUUCUCGUGCUCAACAUCACUAUAGCAACUGGGAAUAUUCAAGGUCUCAUUUUUUAUGCCAAUAUACUAGCAGCUAAUAGAGCGAUUUUCUUACCUAAUUUAAACAACUUUUUAACAGUUUUCGUAUCCUGGGUGAAUCUUGACUUGGGAAUAGAGAUAUGCUUUUACGAUGGAAUGAACUCUCAAGCAAAAGUGCUCCUUCAACUUGUCUUCCCAGCUUACUUGUUUCUUCUAAUGUUUCUUGUUAUAAUUUUGAGCAACUAUUUUGACUCGUUUGCAAAGCUCCUCUCCAACAGGAACCCAGUUGCUGCACUAGGCACACUCGUCCUACUCUCUUAUUCAAAAUUUUUACGGUUUAUCAUUGCUGCACUACAAUACAGGGUCUUGGAUUAUCCUGACGGUUCAACAAACACUGUUUGGUUGUAUGACGGCAAUGUUCAAUACUUCACUCCCAAUCACAUUCCUCAGUUUUUUGCUGCUGCCAUUAUCCUCAUUGCUGGUGGAUUGUUCACUGUACUGCUCUUCUUUGGACAAUGGCUUCAGCACUGUUCAAAAGUUAUGAAAUGGACUAAGAACACAAAAUACAUCGGCUUCAUGGAUGCAUACCAUGCUCCAUUCACUCCCAAGCAUCGCUACUGGGUGGGACUGCUCCUCUUCGCUCUGAUCGCUCAUAAUCUAGUAGUUGCAAUGGCUCCAGACACUUCUCUCCCUGUGCUAUCAUCUGGGUGUAUUGCAUUCGGACUGAUAUCAUUGAACAACCGAGUGUAUAAAAAGCAACUUAGUGAAUAUCUAGAAGCAUUGUUUCUACUUAACCUCGGCAUUCUAUCCUAUGCCACUUCCUAUGUUGUUGAAACAAACCGACAACAAGAAACACUGGCUUUUGUUUCAAUGUCUAUAGCUUUCAUACUCUUUGUGAUAAUAAUCAGCUACCAUUUCCACCACUUUAUACUGAAGAAGACCAAAAUAUGGCUCAAGAUAAAGGAAGUUGUUAACUAUGUCAAAAGGAACUUAUGUGCUGGUACUGCAGACAUUAGACUCCGACGAGCUAACAAUGCCUGGGAAAUGUAUCAGCAAGUAGCCGAUGAAAAUGAUGAUGACGAAUUACUCGAAGCAGUAGACGACUAUGAACAAAGAGACGCCUUGAACCCACCUUACACUGAUGGAGCCGUGGAAGAAGCUGACCCCGAUCGUUACAUCACUCCUCCCAUCAUUAGACCAGCCACAAGGCCGGAUCAGCUGAGACUAUCCUACAUGGAUGAACUAGCCCCCCUCGCUGCAGAGGACUACAGACCAGCCCCUCCCCCUCAAAGAGUCAACCAUCGUCCGGUUGUUACACACACAGAAAUCGGUCCGAUACACAAUGAAGUGUGAACUGUCUUAUUUAGCUGAGGUACCUUUAUAACAUGUAUAUACAACUUAAAUAAUCUUCGUAGGCAUAUCAACAGUUACUGACGUUAGUAAUUGUUUGUGUUACAGCGUUGUAAUUUAAUUAAAGAGAGAUAAGAUUUUUUUGUAGAGUUAAAAUU